AUGAUUCAGAAUGCCAUGCCUAUCACUCAGUUUGUCAUUAUUAAUAUUAACUUAUGUCAAACAAAUCCAAAAUAAUAAAUUUGUUUUAGACAGUAAACGAAUUUUAUGGUUAGAACAUUAAUAUUAGAUUGAAUAUUUGUAAAUAGAAUUUUCUUCGCAUACAUCUCUCAACUUUUUAAGUGUGUAAGGUAUUGGCGUAUUGCCGUAAAUAUGACUGUAAACAGUACUAUUGCUCACCAACGCUUAAUAUUGAGCGGCGACCGGGAAAGAUUUAAAGAACUCUUGAGGCGUAGAUUAAUUGAAUGUGGAUGGAGAGAUCAAGUAAGAAUGUUGUGCCGAGAAGUUGUUAAAGAAAAUGAAGGCAGCAAUAUAACUUUUGACAUGUUAUUAACUAGAGUUACUCCUCGGGCUAGAGCUAUUGUUCCUGAUUCAGUAAAAAAGGAAUUAUUAUUGAAACUAAAAACCCAUCUUCUCACCCAAAAAGAGCAAUAAUAGAUAUGACCUUUUCAAGAUUUAUUUCUGUACACAUUAUAAUUUGUCAUUAAAUCAUAUAAUCAGAGAUUAUAAUAAAAUUGCAAAUUUACACAUA
Messenger RNA from Melitaea cinxia (Glanville fritillary), 589 nucleotides. Its product is annotated as enhancer of yellow 2 transcription factor-like. Bases 211 to 492 code for a protein of 93 amino acids. Gene Ontology annotation, molecular function: transcription coactivator activity; chromatin binding. The record is from RefSeq and is a predicted model, not a curated record. The transcript is spliced from 2 exons. Gene Ontology annotation, biological process: regulation of transcription by RNA polymerase II; poly(A)+ mRNA export from nucleus; positive regulation of DNA-templated transcription. Gene Ontology annotation, cellular component: SAGA complex; nuclear pore; DUBm complex. Lineage: Eukaryota; Metazoa; Arthropoda; Insecta; Lepidoptera; Nymphalidae.